AUGGACGAUAUUCGCUUGUCCGCAGACCUGCCGGUGGACUGGACUGAUAUGCUGUCGCAAUUGAAUGCCAGCGGAGAUGUUUCGGGCGCUCAGCCUAGCUCGAUGGCCCCGAGAGGAGGAUUCGAAUCAAAUGGUGUCUCUGUGACACCUAUAGCGCGAAACAAUGAUCACUACCCAUAUCAGCCCUCCAUGCUAGAGUUGAACAACCUUGAUCGAAUUCUUGCGUUACCAUCUUCGAGCGCCAAUAAUGGCACUCCAGGUCCUCAUACGCCUUUUUCCGAACCUCAUGAUCUAUUCACUCUCCUCCCAAACACAACGCCUUCUACGGCAAAUCAAGAAGAGACCGAUGCAGCGGCGCAGCCAAUUUCCGGCCGGAGCGGAUUCUCCUUCCGGCGAGACGAGACCCACGUUUGA
Molecule: messenger RNA, 414 nt
Organism: Penicillium verrucosum
Lineage: Eukaryota; Fungi; Ascomycota; Eurotiomycetes; Eurotiales; Aspergillaceae
Exons: 2
Coding region: 1-414 (137 amino acids)
Source: RefSeq, a predicted model, not a curated record